CUCCACAAAGUGCGGGACGUCCUGCCAUGCUGGGACUCUAACGCUUUUUUUGGAUUGCUGGUGUUUGUUCCUCGCGCUCCUGAGUCAUGGCUCCGUUUGGAAAAAACUUCCUGAAGGCUCGACAGAAAAACAGGACAAAAGCUGCUGAGCCUGUGGAAGGAAAGGAGAUUCAGGUUACAGUCUGCAACGAGGAGAAGGUCAUCUGCGGAGUAACGAAGCACACAACAUGUGCUGAUAUGAUUCAGGCCUUACUGGAGGACCACAAGUCAAUCCCAGAGAGUAAGCGGCUCCUGCACGGGGAACCCAAAGACUUCUGCCUCGUUGAGCGGUGGAAGGGUUUUGAGAGAGCUCUGCCUCCUCUCACCAGAAUCCUGAGACUCUGGUACGCCUGGGGAGACCAGAGACCCUUCAUCCAGUUCAUUCUUGUCAAAACCAGCGAUUUUGUGCCUCAGCCCAUCAAGAAGAGCGGGAAGUCCAAGGGGGCCAAGCCGAAGCGAUGGGAGCACAGUCGGGCUCAGUCCACCCAGUCUCUGCCGGCGGAGAGGCAGAAGCGCAUGGUGAAGAAAGCUUUCCGGAAGCUGGAGAAGCUCCAUAAGGAGAGUCAGAGCUCAGCAGGUGCUGAGGAGAUCGACAGGAUGGUGCAGCUCAUUCUUCACCAGGACCACACCAUCCGGGAGCAGAUCCAGCGCAUGAGGGACCUGGAUCUGGAUAUCGAGCAGUUUGAGGUGCAAAUCCAGAAGGAAGCCGAGUCUGAGAGUUCACUGGCUCAGAGUCUGGAGGAGAACAGCGACGAGCAGCUGCAGAAGUACCUGUACACCAGUGAUGGAGUCGAACAGCUUGAGCUGCAGGUUCAGAGGCACCAGGAGCUCAUCCUCCAGCUGUCCCAGGACAUUGAUGCUGAGCUCAGGAGGGCCAGCUUCCCUCUGAGCCAAUAUGAGGACAGCGAACAGGAAGGAGCUGCGGCUGCUUCCUGUAUCCCCUCGGAGGCAGAUGAAUCGUUCUACACAGCUGAGCUGGAGAGGCUGCAGGAGGAGGUGAAGCACAGCCUCUUCACCGGCGUGUCCCUCCACAACCAAGCUGCAGAAAUAGACAAGCAGCUGAAGUACUACAACGCCACGCUGGUCUCAAAGGAUCAGGAGUGUUGGCAGCUGGCUGCUCAGCUGAGCUCGCUGCAGAUUGUGGACGGAGCAGAGGAGAAGACGUCCAGUCCUGUCCCUCUGAAAAGUGAGACUCAGUGCAGCGUCUCACAGACAGUGAAACUCAAACACAGCCUGUCCCCUGCAGACGUUACAGACACAGACUCAGACACUGGGAUUAGCUCCACACACAGUCAGGACUCACUGUCACCCUGUCUCGACUUCCCUCCCCCGCUGGACACAGACGUUUGAACAACCCAGUUGACCCUGCACUUCAUUGUUCUGUAUGAACGAACCCCAGUUUGUCUUCUCAUGUGUUUUCAUCACGUCUGAGUCCCAGAGCCAAAAAUCCCAAAUCAACCCCUGUGGAUUUAUUAUGUCAUUUAACUGCAGCUGAAAAAAAAACAGUGAAAUGACAGAAAAUAAUCAGCAAUUAUUGUGAUUAGAGAUAAUUAUUUUCUUUUUUUUGCAAAAAUUCCAAAUUCUUUGGUUUUAUUUUCUCAAAUCUAAGGUUUUGCAUCUUUUAUUUGCCACAUAUGAAAGUAUAGUUUAUGAUAAUGAAAUUACAAUGGGCAUAUUUUCUGACAUUUAACAGAAAGAAUAGAGAAGUUGGAAGUUUUUUCAAACUGUAUCAUACGAUGGCCUGUUGCUGCCACGCCAGACAAACCAAGAAAACAGAACAUGAAUCAUUAACAUGUAAUAAUAUCUUAAAAAUGUAUUGUUAUGUUAUAUUUUAUCUCAUAACAAGAAACUUUUAUUGUUUUAUUAUUACAAUACACUGUUUGUCUUGUUAUAAAACAAUACAAGUGAUCACGACAUAAUGUAAAAAAAUAUUUUAUAACAAUAAAUUUUGUUUUUUCAGUUUUACGUUAUAACAAAAUAAAGAGCAUAUUGUUGCAGUGAUAAAUUAAAUGAUAUAAUAAAUAUAAUUUAGAAAAUAUAGCAUUAAAAGAUUUUGUUAAAAUGUGAAAAACAUUGUUAGAAUAUAUUGUUUAUAAUAUUAUGUGAUGCUGAUUCAUGUUUUUUUUUUUCUGGCAUGGCAGCAAUAGGCCACCGUAUGACACAGUUUGAAAUAACUUACAAACUACAACAUUAACUAUUGUAAUUUUUAAACGAUCUGUAGAUUUUCUUGACUAACGGAUUAACGAUGUAUUCCUAUAAAAUUAUAGAAAAUUUGCCCAUUAUAAUUUCAGUAUCAUAUACUACAAUAAUACACUUGGCAGUAAAAUGCCUCCGUAGCAUGGUAGCUAGAAAUGAAAUAUCUAAUUUCAUUUCAUUUGUAUGAAAUGUAUUUUUCUACAAUUUUACUUUUUCCAAAUAUUUUUCUAGUGUUGUGAAAAAUUUAAAAAAAAGAGGGAGGUGAUACAUCACUUUUAAGUUGUGAAAUCAAUUAUAUUUCUUUCUUGUUUAGCAAAGUGUUUUUUUUAUGCAGAUGGAGCAAAGAAUCUCUGAGGAUUAUAGAAAACCUUCAAAAACAGCUGCAGGUGUUGUUAAAUAACUUUGUGGAUUUCUGAAAGGCAAAAGGACGCUAACGUUUGUGACUCAGAUGUAACGAUGACACAUGCAAGGCUACAGUCCAUCACUGUGUGUGACGGUUCUCUGACUUUAAGUGAACAUUUUUACCACCAAAGAAGAACAACUUUUUCCUACAGAAACAACCACGUCUAAGAUGUCUGGGCUCAGUUACUUAAAAGCAAUUGUGUUGUUUAAUUUCUUAAUAUUGAUGAAUGUAUGCUUCUUUCCCUUCUUAAAGUUCUUGAGGUAUUUAUGAAGCUGCACUUCUCUGUACACACUCAUAAAGUCUAUUAACAUGUUUUAUAUUAAAACAGAUAGCUGUUUGUAACUGUUUCAGAUGUAGAAUUAAAGAUUUCCUAUAACUACACUGUAAAUAUACUGCUGUAACCACUGUAAGUGAUUAUGACACAGGCAAAAUUUGUAAAGAUAAUUUGAUAAAAUAACACAGAAAAACAUAUUUAUUUAUCUUGUAAUUGUAUUUUACAGAUGAGAUUUUAUUAUGACUGUGUCCCCUCUGAGGCAAGAAUCAGAUCUGAUCAAAUGGCUCAUAUUAAGGGGUCAAAACAACAUAAAUAUCUGGAUUAUAUCUGUGUAAAUCAUACCUAAAAACAAAAAGUAUAAUAGAGUGUACAUUUCAGCUUUCAUAAUAAACACUA
Molecule: messenger RNA, 3307 nt
Organism: Epinephelus moara (kelp grouper)
Lineage: Eukaryota; Metazoa; Chordata; Actinopteri; Perciformes; Serranidae
Gene: rassf9
Product: Ras association domain family member 9
Exons: 2
Coding region: 87-1388 (433 amino acids)
Biological process (GO): signal transduction
Source: RefSeq, a predicted model, not a curated record